AACACACAUACAAAGCUUUGCUCUUCUUCUCGAUCGACGGCCAUGGGCAACUGCCUCAACAAGGCCUCAAAACAGAGGCAGCGCGUCGACAUGAUGCCCGAGGAGGAGGCAGAAAGCCUCUCGGAGAUGAGGAGGAUAAGUCAGGUGCUGCAAGAGGAGGAGGAGGAGAAGGAGGAGGAGGCGGCAGCGGAUGAGGAGGCGCCGGCUGCGGAGGGGCUCAAGUUGAAGAUCGUGCUGACCCGCGGGGAGCUGGAGUGGCUCAUGGCGCAUCUCAAGAGCGGCGAGCAGCGCCUCGAGGACGUGCUCCACCACAUGCGGGCCAUCAAGGGCGCCGGCGCCACACGCUGCGCCGAUAAGGACGGCGGCGGGUGGCGGCCACGCCUCGAGAGCAUCCUCGAGUGCCUGGAGACCGCCGCUACCUAGCUAGACUGACUGACUGAGAUCGGAAGCUGUUAGCUUGAGAUAUCCUCCGCGCGUGUAGGGCGUUCUUGCUUGCUGCUGAUGCUUGAAUCGAUCGAUGGAGAGGCUUCUUGAUGGUUUUUGCAAAUGGAGUGGGCCUUGUAAGACUGCUACUUCUACCAUUCUGUGCUGUAUGGACUCUGUAGAGUAUAGUAGAUCUCUUGUUGCUUAUUUAGUAUCUUCUUUUGCUUUUCCCCUUUUAGGCUUUUUACCAGCUUCAGUUCUUCGUUUUCGCUCGCUUUUUUUUUAAAUAGCGGUGAGAUGGCAACUAAAGCCCUCUGUUGUAAUUUAACCCGGCCCUGAAUCUGGUUCGUCCUCCCCUGUUUCUAGCUAGUGGUGAAGACUUGGGAGAGCUUCGCCAUGACAGUGAUAUUCUCAGCUCAACUUAGUGUGGUGCAAUCUUACUAUGUUAA
Molecule: messenger RNA, 872 nt
Organism: Phragmites australis (common reed)
Lineage: Eukaryota; Viridiplantae; Streptophyta; Magnoliopsida; Poales; Poaceae
Exons: 1
Coding region: 43-423 (126 amino acids)
Source: RefSeq, a predicted model, not a curated record